AUGUCUCAUGCUGGUGUCAUGCCAGAUGAAUAUACAAUUCCAAUUGUCCUGAAAGCGGCGAGCCAAAAUUUGGAUUAUGUGUUGGGAAAACAAAUUCAUGGGAUUUCAAUUAAACGUGGGUUGGAAACUAAUAUGCAUUGUGAGAGUGGUUUUAUUAGUUUGUAUUUCAAGGUGAGCAAACUAGAAGAUGCACUUAAAAUGUUUGAAAAAAGUACUGACAGAAAGCUGGGGUCUUGUAAUGCUGUUAUAGGAGGGUUAUCGCAGGGAGGACGUGCUAAGGAAGCAGUAUUUCUCUUUAUUGAAAUGAUGAGAAAUGGGAUUCAGCCUGAUGAUAUCACUAUGGUCAGCUUGACAUCAGCUUGUGGAAGUUUAGAAGUAGAGGGGAUUAGAGAGAUUAUGAAGAACCGAAAACUUGCUAAGCUUCCUUCUUAUAGCUUGCCAGGAGUUGAAUCUGGAAACCAUUAG
Molecule: messenger RNA, 465 nt
Organism: Fraxinus pennsylvanica
Lineage: Eukaryota; Viridiplantae; Streptophyta; Magnoliopsida; Lamiales; Oleaceae
Source: the annotation of a GenBank genome assembly